Messenger RNA from Bicyclus anynana (squinting bush brown), 4974 nucleotides. RefSeq names its product golgin-45. The coding region runs from base 133 to 1377 and encodes 414 amino acids. The record is from RefSeq and is a predicted model, not a curated record. Lineage: Eukaryota; Metazoa; Arthropoda; Insecta; Lepidoptera; Nymphalidae. The transcript has 6 exons. Gene Ontology annotation, cellular component: Golgi membrane. Gene Ontology annotation, biological process: Golgi to plasma membrane protein transport; Golgi organization.
CUGUCAAAAUCAAAUAUUUUGACGUAUCGACGUAUACAACGGGGUGUUUUUAUUAAAAUUAAAAUAAAUAAUAAAUUUACUCAAAAAUAACUUUCUUUCUGCAUUAAUAACUGUAUAUUUUACAGUCCAAAUAUGGAUACCUUAAUUUCCUUUAAUACCAAAAUCAUGAGCAAGAUAAGAACUGCGGGCGAUGGGAUGGAAUCAGAUGAACGUUUUAAUGAAAACACGCCAAGUAAAGCCCAACCAACCGUGAAAACUAACAGUAAAGCGUCGUUAGUACCCGGUCGACUUGUGCAGAUAUAUGCUUCUAAAAUAGUCACUCCAGAAAAGAAAAGCUCUCAUAUAUACUCUAAGACACCCAAAUUCGUCCCUUAUGAACCCUACCCAGGUGCUGUUAGACCAAUCACCCCACAAUCUGCUUCUAUCAGUAAAAAAUCUAAGAACCGAAUGGAUAUCAACACAUUAGUAACUCAAAUAUCGCAAAUGGACACAAAUAUCAACGAAUUCAAGCCAAGGAGCAAGUUAACGUCGUGUAGUGAUAAAUCUGAAUCUGACCCAGUUAAGCAAAGCAACACAGAAAAGGAAAUGCAAAAGAAAAUUGAUGAAUUAAACAAGGAAAAUGAAUGUCUAAAAGAACAACUUAAACAACAAGCACAGGUAAACAAGGAACUGAAGACAAUGCUGGUAGCUUCAAUGGGCGAAGACCUUGAGUUUCAAGUACAAUCAUUGAAUGAAGACAAGAAACACUUGGCUAAUGCUUUAGUCAGCUCAGCCCAACACCUAUCUACUCACCAGGAACAAACUGAAUGGCUUGCAGGUCAAUGUGAAGUAUGGAGAAGCAAAUUCUUGGCUAGCAGUCUGAUGAUCGAAGAACUAGCCCUGUGUAAAAAGACACUCAACGAGAAAACGGUCACUCUACAACAAGCGAUAAAACAGUUGCUCGACGAAAAGUGCAGAGUACGGGAUAUGUUAGUGUUCACAUACAAGAACUUGUGUAGCCUCCACGAGAACUGGUUGGAAAAUAUCGCUCUAUCGGAAUAUUCUGGAAACAACAACAGACCGAUUGGAAAACUUAAUUUCAACACGAGCAUGCCUCAUUCGGCUAAUGUGCUCGAUUUGGCGUCGAUAAAUUUGAAAAUGUCCGAGAACAUAAGCAGCACUAUCGAGAAACAAGAUAUAAGCCAUUUGGAUACGUUGGCGACUGCCACUGAAGCGGAAUCAUACGCCGAAAAGGUGAUGGCAAUGCCGUUUGACAUAAAGCGAAUGGACGAGGAGCCAGUGAACGCGCUGGUGCACCACGCCUACAACAGCAGCGGCACUGUCACCCCGCCGGUGGCGUCCUGUGUGCACUGCAAUGGGAACGUUCAAUUGCUUUAGUGAUAACAAGCAGAUGCCCGCGACUUCGUCCGCGUGAAAAAUCGAUGUACACUUUGACCCUCAGACCAAUUAUUGUAUAGGACCUGCCUCGCUAGACGUUACUUUUCUGUCAAAGUAUAUGAUCAACGAUCUUAUGCGAUUAUAAAAACUGUCUCUAUAGAAUCGAUGUUAAAUAGGUGUAAGCGUGUUUCUUCGGUUAAAGAGCUCCGUAAAAAUACCUUUUUGUGUAAUUGAAUUGUGUAAAAAACGGGCUAGUUUAGUAUAAGAUAUAUACCAAAUCUAAGCUAGUUUUCCUCAGAAAAUGACAGACAAUUUUGUUUGUGAGUAUGAGUGCGAUACAGGUCCUUCUAUAAUUGGUCUGAGCUUUGACCCCUUCGCCCCUUCUAUUUAUAUUUUCGUAUGUUUUAAAUAUAAUAAAUACAAAAUCACAACCCCCUGGCCGAAGGCAAUACAAUAAAAUGCGCGUUUUUUGUGCUUGGGUGAAAUGCCCAGCCGUCACGUUUCUCUGUCUGUCUUUCCAUACAAACUUUCAACCCCUAUUUUACCGCCUUCUGAUAUUAUUUAUGCUAUAAAAAGUAUCCUAUAACCUGCUCCGUAUUAUGUUCUCAAACCUUGCUAAGUUUCAUUUGAAUUCAUUCAGUUGAUUCAGCAUGAUGCCCGGUCAACAAAAAAUACGGACAGACAGACAAGAACUCAAAAAAAAAAAUAUUUUUGGCUUCAGUAUCGAUUGUAUAAUGCCCUCCAAUUAAAAUUUUCAAAAUAUUUUCAAUGUACAGAAUUUGACCUGUUACAGUUUUAAUAUAAGUAUAGAUAUAAAAUUGUAUAUAUUUGACAAGUAUGCCAAAAGAUGUCUUUUUAAAAAAAUAUUUGCUCUAUUUGUUAGGAAUUAGAAGGUAUAACUUUCGAAUUUCUCUCAGAGUUGCCAUGAUUAAAGCAGGGUUGCAACCUGUAAUAUUUAUUUUGACAACGGGAGAAAUUUUUGAAAGUUCAGUUCGAUUGAGAUUUUCUGUUAAGGAUUUGAGGACCCCAUGAACUUGGGGGCACGGGGCACUGCACCGUCUAGCCCCUGGGUAGCAACACUACAGCUCUUCAACUGUAACUAUUGAGGCAUUGACGUCUUAUAAUAAAAGGACCCACAAUCAUGUAGAAAAUUUUACAUAAAAACUGGUCAAUUUUGCUUUGACAGUUUUAGAAUUAUUAGUAAAGAAAAUUAUACUUAAAGCCCUUUAAAUAUAGUUCAAUAUUCAAUAAAAACCUGAAUUCAGAGCAAAUUCAACCUUAAGUAUUGAGUUUAAGGUUGAAUUUGCAAAUGCGAGUACAUGAAUAGAGUGCCAAAAAGUUGUGUUUGGCACUCAUUGAGUGGGGACGUUUUUUGGUCGCUGAUUGUGCUUUUUAAUAGGAGAUCUAUGUAUUGAGGCUUAUUAAAAUGUUAUUUAUAUAAAAACUAUGUGGCUAUGGAGCUAUGUAAGCGUUGAUGGACAAAUUUGCGGACAAAAGUAUCUGCGGUGAUAUACAUGUUCUGAACAUAAAUUUAUUGCGAAAAAAGUAAAUUAAAAACUUAUAUAUGGCGCUGUUACUAUAUAAAUUGGGCUAAAUCUUGUGGUAUUUAUAAACUUUGGAUUUUAAUUUACAUUCCAGAGAAGUUACUAAAUGUACUAAACUUUUUUUUAGAUUUAUUAAGUAUUUAUUUACCUUUAUGCAGAAUUUCGUGAUGUUCAUUUUUGUACCCAAGAUAACGAGCACGCAAAACUUGGAAAUUAUCUGUUUAGGACUUCUGACGUGAAAGUGUAAAGAACAAGUAAACAAACUUAAAUUAAAAAUUUUGAAAAUUUAAAUUUCAUGUAAUAAAAUAAAAAUCUGGUAAUUUAUCAAAAUUUAGCUAGAUUAUCAGAUUGCAAAAACGUUCCUUCGCCUUCAUCUAUUUCUGUAACGUGCUCGGAAAUUAUUAUUAUUAUCGUAGAAAAACCGACAUUACUGUGAAUAUGUAAUUAGUAAAAAUAAAAAAGUAGGCAUUAUUUGUAAAUAUGUUGAUAAACAUAAAAUUAUGUAUAAAAAAAAAAUACAAAAUGUGUGCUCAAGUUUGCACAACUUUUUCUAUUUUACAAUUUAAAAACUCUAACACAUACAAGAUAAUCAUGAUUCAUCAUCAUUAAGUAUCAUCAAUCUAUUGUUUAUGGCCCACUGUAGGGCUCCCAUGAUUAUAGAAGAGGGAAUUAAUUAUAAUAAUGAUAAUAUUAAUUAAUUGUUAAAUUGCGAUCAACUAUACAGUUACAGAAGUAAUUUUUGAUCAUUUUGUUCUAUAGUCCACAGUCUUGAGAUAUCAAUUCUUCCUCGAUGGGUUUUUAUACUCCAUUCAGGCAGGCAAAUUUGGUCAUUGACCUUUCGCUCUUCGUAGCUUGUGUAGAAAGUUGAAAUAGAGCUGUGUAUAUGAGAGCGAGGGAGGGGGGAUAUGUAUCUAUCGGCGCUAACAUAAUGCUUUUGGUCUAAGAUCCGGCAUAAAGAAUAUAUACACUCAUCUGUUAUUUAUUUGGGUUAUAAAUAACAGACGAGUGUAUAUAUGUGUGUAUGUAGUGUGUAUAUAAAUAUAAAUGACGGAAAAAUAUUCACAUUGACAAAUUGGUUGCCUAGUUAAAUUGCGGCCAAAUACAUUUUUCAUACAAAUUCAUAGGAAACCCGAAACUAGAUCAAAGGCAACUGAAUACAGUAAAAUUAAGCAUAAAAUGCCUAUUUUAUUUGACACAUUAGACGACUAAAGAACUGAUGGAGGUAUUUUUUUCUUUAAUUAAAUUUAUAUCUGGCAACCCCACAGUUGCAGUGUGAAAGCAGGCAACCUGUACGUUUUCAAUUCUGUUGGGUAUAUUCUUUUUUUAACUAUUGUACGCUUUUUAUUAAUAAAGCAAAAAGAUAAGUAGAUUAAAUAAAUUUAAUAAAAAAAAAUAUUUAAUACUCACCGGGCGCAAUUUCACUAGGCAACCUAUUUGCAAUGUGUCAACGUGAAUAUUUUUUAUCAUUUAUUACCUAUCCUAAAUAAAUAACAGAUGAAGGUAUAUAUUCCUUAUAUCCUGAUUUCGUACUAUAUGUGUCAUCGACAACAUUUUCGCCUGCUCUAGAAGCGGACUAGUAUAACUAACUUUCAGAAAAAAAGAUUGUCUUAAAGUGCCCCGCAGUAUUUAAUAAUAUUGUCAAUAUUUUCCUCUAAGAAAAUAUCUUAUUGCUAGUGGCGUGCACUUCAUAGAUGCAAAAAUGUACUGCCUACCCUAAGGACUCGAUACAAACCUGUUGGACCACAUAGUUCAUAGUUUGAGAAGGCAUUACCCAAUUUUUACUUAUAGUGCAUACCCCAGUUAAAAACCAUAUGCACGCCACUAUUGCUAUGGUAGACUGUCACUGUGGCUUUUUUUUUUAUUUAAUGAAUAUUAUGAUUUUAAAAGUUUUAUAAUUUUAGUUAAUUUUUCGAUUGGGGCUUUGUUGAUAUUAUGUAUCUACAUGAUAUAUUGUUAUCAUUUAAACAAAAUCAGUAUUUUUUAAAUGUUGUGAUUAUUUAAUUAUGUACAUACGAGAUUACGAAACGAUAAAAUAAAAGUUUUGGGUAAAUAA